AAGGAGGAAUUUGGCCAACACGAGUAAGAAGGCCGAGGUUGGUGAAUAAGAUACCAAGAGGUGGUUGUGGCAUAUAUUCACUCAAGCUCAGGAUCAGCGCCGUGGUGUCUGCCAAAUAAACAAAUCACUGCACAUACAUUUUUGUGGCUUGCUGAGACUUGGAAUGUGUUGAAUUAUUCGUUAAUGAUGCAUCAGAUAUAGCUGCGGUACUGCUUUUUGAUGUGAUUAAGAUUGCUUUUGAGAGUGAAACAGUAUAGUUCUUUAUUUAACUCUGUGAGGAGAACGCACAGCAACAUGCCAAUUGAUUGUGUCAGGUUCUCUCCCUUGAGAAAUAACUGACGGUUGCCCACGCAGUGUGCUGGCGGCAGCAAUGAGCGCUGCGCUGCCAGGCGUAGCGCUAAAGCGGGCGGUUUCUCGGCGAAAAGGAAAUCACAAAUUUGAGGAGCCAAAGCGUGCCGUGCUUUCUCCUGCUGAUGUGAAAAAAUGGGAACAGUCAUCUGCUUACCAGGAUAUUUUAGGGUUCAUAACAUCAAUGAAUAUUGCAGUGAAGGGCAAGAAAACCAGUGCACCAUGUGUCACUAGCUCACUCACGGCAAGUCUGCUAAAGAUGUUGGACACUAUCUGCCAGUGGGUUGAUGACAUCCUCCCAAUUGACCAGCCUCAGCGCUAUGGAAAUAAAGCCUUCAGAGACUUUUAUUCAAGACUUAAAGAGCAAGGUGAAAGAAUCUUGAGAGAGUCACUACCUGAAGAAUUUCAUCCAGCUGUUGCAGAGAUUGCAGUUUAUCUUAUGGAAAGUUUUGGUAACUCUACAAGAAUUGAUUAUGGUACUGGACAUGAGCUAUCCUUUAUCAUGUUUCUUUGCUGCAUAUUCAAAAUAGGUGCAUUGAAACAGGAAGAUUCAGCUGCUGUUGUUACACAGAUAUUUAACAGGUACCUUUCCUUGUGUCGUAAACUUCAGACAACUUACAAGAUGGAGCCAGCAGGAAGUCAAGGAGUUUGGAGUUUGGAUGAUUAUCAAUUCAUUCCAUUCAUUUGGGGAUCAUCUCAACUUCAAAUGAACCCAAAAAUUUCUCCAGAGAUGUUUUGCAAUGAAAAGACUGUUAAUGACAAUGCAGAUGAUUACAUGUUCCUCAGUUGCAUCAAGUUCAUCUUAUCAGUAAAAACUGGACCCUUUGCUGAACAUUCCAAUCAGCUCUGGAACAUCAGUGGUGUUCAGUCUUGGACCAAAAUCAACCAAGGUUUGAUCAAGAUGUACAAAGCAGAGGUGUUACACAAGUUCCCAGUUGUGCAGCACGUACUCUUCGGCAGCAUCCUGUCCAUUUGUCCUGCCACAGAAAUGGUGUAUUACCCACCACCUGGGACUGAUAUGCCUCAUCUUAGCAGUAAAAAUCCAACUGCACCAUCUUUCAUGACCUCGAAGCCAGCGCAGGGGAAACUACCUUUUAAUGAUGCAGUUUCAAGUAUGUCUAAUUAUGGGAAGAUGCCAAAAAAUUUGCCAUUAAAUGACAGCUUAUCUAGUGUGAGUAAAAUGUCCCAAGGAGCUGGCUCAAUUGAUCACAUUGCAAUUAAUAGAAAUUCAAAUUCAAUCACCAGUAGAUCAACAAAUAUAUCCUGUGCUGAUGAGAGACACCCAGCUAUGUCUCCACUGAACCCAUUAUCUGUCACUAGUUUUCCAAAAUGCAAUAUAAGCACAGAAAGUAAUACUGAAAACAGAAAAUAAAUCACCAUGUUCACUACCUAUUGACCUUGUUUCCAUUAAAAACUAAUAGAUAAAAAAUGGAAGUAAAUUAACGAGAACUAAAUGGAAAAUUUCAACUUCUCUAAUUUCCUAUACAGGGUUUAACACAUUAUUAUGCUAAGUGGAAACUGUUCUGUACAUAUGCAUUUUGAAGCAUUGUUUAGCUGUGAUUUGAGUGUGGUGAUGCAACAAAUACAAUGGCCAGACCAGACAGAUGUUUAUGUUGUAAAAAUACCAUGUCAACAUAUUCUAUAUUACUUUAUAUUAUUCCAAAUUACUGUAAGCAUGUGACAUUUUCAUCUUUAAAAAUUUCUUUUUAUAUUUAUUUAUUAAAUUUUUUUCAAAUUCUUGCUGUAAAAUUACAGGGUAUUCAGUGUCACUGUCUUGGCAUGAAACUGCAGUCAGCUGAUUUGCUGCUGGUCUUGCUCCUUCCCUCCUCCCUUUCAGGAGGGCAAGGUGUCAUGGAGCUCUUUUAUUUUGUUUAUUAUUAAUUACUUGGAUGCUAACAUUGUGCAGUGUUUAUUGAUAAAUAACCAGUCUGUCAAUGAUAGUCAUUUCAGUAUAGGUUACAGUAAUACCCAAUAAUUGUAGAAAUGAUGACUGAAUAACUCACAAUUUCACCACCAGACUUCCUGUAUCAAUAAGUCCCACCAAGACACUAAACUACCUGUUGUUGUCCUGCACAUUCAAAUUUAAUCCUUCCAAUAAACAAGGCUUUGAAA
Portunus trituberculatus (swimming crab) is the source of this 2460-nucleotide messenger RNA. It is a transcript of the gene Ptpa, whose product is annotated as serine/threonine-protein phosphatase 2A activator-like. The transcript is spliced from 8 exons. The record is from RefSeq and is a predicted model, not a curated record. Gene Ontology annotation, cellular component: protein phosphatase type 2A complex; cytoplasm; nucleus. Bases 371 to 1720 code for a protein of 449 amino acids. Lineage: Eukaryota; Metazoa; Arthropoda; Malacostraca; Decapoda; Portunidae. Gene Ontology annotation, molecular function: peptidyl-prolyl cis-trans isomerase activity; protein tyrosine phosphatase activator activity. Gene Ontology annotation, biological process: mitotic spindle organization.